AUGGUAAAAACAAAAAAAGUUUUUCAAAUGCAAUGGAAAAAAAAAACAAAUAAAAAAGUCGUUCAAGAGAUGGCAAACAGUCCAUACCAACUUUUUUUACAGCUUGUGCCUGUACAGUGCGUAACAUGGGGUCUCUUAAAACACGAGAUCUCUACAAUGGAGAGUUCCGCGAAACUCCAAGUCGUACGAAGAUCACUCAUGAAAAAACAAGGCACCAAGGCGUUGUCUCAAACAUCGGUGAUGAGCUCGCACGGAACAACAGCCUUGCUAACUUGCGGCUCGUUGGAGGCGUUUAAAAAGAUUGUGAAAAACCUUUUUUUUCAAAAAAAUUCUUGGAUGAAAACGCAAAAUAAACCAUUGGUAUUGGUUCAUGGAAAAAUCCGGGAUGUUUACGUGAACUUCUACGAUUUGCAGCGUUUAAGUUCUUUAGAACAUGAAAGUCUCGGCACUUUACAACGAAUCAAAAAACCAAGCGUCGUUUUUUGCGCAAAGUUGCAAAACAAAAAUUUGCUUUUUUUAAAACUGCUGAAGGCGAGUAACGAGAAUUGA
This is a messenger RNA of Bathycoccus prasinos, 549 nucleotides long. Lineage: Eukaryota; Viridiplantae; Chlorophyta; Mamiellophyceae; Mamiellales; Bathycoccaceae. The record is from the annotation of a RefSeq genome assembly.